AUUCCCGCAGAUCAGCGUCAAGGUGGAAAAGUUAAAACCGCAGGUGUUUCGGUGUUCUAACAGUGACCCGCAGCUCACAUGGAGAUCGUCCAUGUUUACACGAAGCUCCGCAGUGAGUUCGGCCGCCAGUACCUGUUCAGUGACCGGCCCACGGAGCUGCUGGUGGACAUCCCCCCAGACCCCAGCCUGGCCAUGCAGUUCAUUACCAAAACCCCCAGGGACCAGGCGACCCAGGCCUGCAGGGAAAUGUCCGAGCACCAGGUGAACACGGAGCGCUUUGAGUCUGAGAGUCGCGGCUUGAACCACAUGGAAGGGGGCUGGCCCAAAGAUGUGGACCCCAACGAUAUGGAACAGACAAUCCGCUUCAGGAAGAAGGUGGAGAAAGACGAGAGCUACAUGAACAGCAUCCUGCAGCUGGGCAGCGUCAUGGAUCACUACAUCCGACAGAACAAUGCCAUAAACAUCUACCAGGACUACUUCACUGAAGACCAGGACAUCGAUGAGGGCCAGGAGGCACCAUCUGCCAAGACCAUAAAUGUGUUCAGAGACCCUAACGAGGUGAAGAGGACGGUCACCUGUCUGUCCUGGCAUCCGGAUGGCGGCAGGAAGCUGGCCGCCGCCUACUGCUGCCUUGAGUUCCAGAAGUCUUCCAAAGACCUAAGCCCAGACUCCUACAUCUGGGACAUCGAGAAUCCAAACCAGCCUGAGCUGGCCCUGAAGCCGGCAUCCCCUCUUGUCUGUUUGGACUACAACCCCAAAGACCCCCACACCCUGGUAGGAGGCAGCUACAACGGACAGAUCGUGUACUGGGACACCCGGAGAGGCAGCCAGCCGGUGGAGCUGUCCUCUGUGGAACACAGCCACCGGGACCCGGUCUACAAGAUCAUCUGGCUGCAGUCCAAGACCGGGACAGAUGCCUUCUCAGCCUCCACAGAUGGACAGGUACUGUGGUGGGAUGUUCGCAAGUUAAAUGAACCCACAGAGCGUCUGGUUCUAGAUCCAGGUCGGGAGGGGAACCUGGACCGGGCUUUGGGAGCCAUCUCUCUGGAGUUUGAAGCCACUAUGCCCACUAAGUUCAUGGUAGGGACAGAACAAGGCCUCGUGGUCUCCUGCAACCGGAAAGCCAAGACUCCAGCUGAGAAGAUUGUGUGUACCUAUGAUGGACACCAUGGCCCCAUCUACGCUCUGCACAGGAACCCCUUCUUCCCCAAAAACUUUCUGACUGUCGGAGACUGGACUGCACGCAUCUGGUCUGAGGACAUACGGGACUCCUCCAUCAUGUGGACCAGGUACCAGAUGUCGUACCUGACAGAUGCCUGCUGGAGUCCGGUCCGGCCCUCUGUAUUCUUUACCACUAAGAUGGAUGGAGUGCUGGAUGUUUGGGAUGUCCUCUUCAAACAGAACAACCCCACACUCAGCCUCAAGGUAUGUGAUGAGGCUCUGUACAGUCUCCGGGUUCAGGAUAACGGGCGGUUUGUGGCAUGUGGUUCUCAGAUCGGAGCGGCCACGCUGCUAGAGAUCUGCUCUGGACUGUCGACGCUGCAGAAGAACGAGAAAAGUUUACUGGCUGCUAUGUUUGAGCGUGAGACUAAACGGGAGAAGAUCCUGGAGGCUCGUCAGAGGGAGAUGCGUCUGAAGGAACGAAGCCGAUCAGAGCAGAGCCGCGAAGAUGACACAGGACGAGACGCUGAUGGAGACGAGAGUCCCGAACAGCUGAUCGCUCGGGCGGAGGAGGACUUCUACAGCGUGGUGGAGGCAGAGCGGAAGAGGAGGGAGGAGCGACACAGGGAGAAAGGUGUGUGUGAAGAAAAAGAAGUCAAAGAUGAAGCUGUAAUACCAUUGUGAAGGAAAAUGUUCCACAUCAGGUUAUUUCUUCUUUUUCUGUUGAUUAAUAAAUUAUCUAAUUUUAAUAUUUCUACAUCCUGAUUUCUGGAAUCUAGAUCA
Molecule: messenger RNA, 1944 nt
Organism: Sphaeramia orbicularis (orbiculate cardinalfish)
Lineage: Eukaryota; Metazoa; Chordata; Actinopteri; Kurtiformes; Apogonidae
Gene: dnai2b
Product: dynein, axonemal, intermediate chain 2b
Exons: 12
Coding region: 79-1845 (588 amino acids)
Biological process (GO): outer dynein arm assembly; cilium movement
Cellular component (GO): outer dynein arm
Molecular function (GO): dynein heavy chain binding; dynein light chain binding
Source: RefSeq, a predicted model, not a curated record